GCUCUUUAUUUUAUCUUCACUAUGCCCGUGUUUCUCUUUUCUCCCUCGCCAUGGAAGGAUCGAUCGAUUGCCCGGUGCUGCGAGUGGCGCAGGAUGGAUCGGGUCAGUACUGCACAGUCCAGGAUGCGAUCGAUGCGGUGCCGCUGUGCAACAGGCAGCGCAUUGUCAUCCAAGUCGCGCCUGGAUUCUAUCGCCAGCCGAUCUAUGUGCCGAAAUCCAAGAAUCUCAUCACUCUGCUCGGUAGCUGCGCUGAAUCCACGAUUCUCAGCUGGGGGAAUUGUGCUACUUCCAUCGAUCACCACAAGGCAUCUCGAGUGAUUGGGACUGGAACCUUUGGCUGUGGCACUGUGAUCGUGGAGGGCGAGGAUUUCAUAGCACAAGGCAUCACGUUUGAGAAUUCUUCACCCAAGGGCUCUGGCCAAGCAGUGGCAAUCCGUGUCACCGCCGACAGAUGUGCGUUUUACAGUUGCCGCUUUCUUGGAUGGCAGGACACGGCCUAUCUUCACUAUGGACGGCAGUACUUCCGGGACUGCUACAUUGAAGGGAGCUGCGACUUUAUCUUUGGAAACGCGACCGCGCUGCUAGAGCACUGCCACAUCCACUGCAAAUCCAGCGGCUACAUCACCGCACAGCAGCGAAAGAGCGCGACCGAGACCACCGGCUACGUCUUCCUGAGGUGUGUGAUCACCGGAGCCGGGAGCAAAUCGCCAUACAUGUACCUGGGCCGCCCCUGGGCUCCAUACGCGAGAGUCGUGUUCGCUUACACCUGGAUGGACGCUUGCAUCAUGCCAGUCGGCUGGAACAACUGGAACAAUCCGGACAACGAGAAGACUGCCGCCUUCUACGAAUACAGGUGUUCCGGCCCCGGGAGUACGCUGCUCAACCGCGUGGUAUGGGCCGGGCAUGUCAAAGAUGGAGACGUGGAGCAGCUACUCACUCCAAAGUUUAUCGAUGCCCAGGAGAACUGGCUCCGCUGGGACAAAGCCAAGGGCCCGUUCAUUCCAAUACCUCUAUCAGCCAAGAUUGGUUAGAAAAAGAAAACAUCAACCUUGUUGUUGUAAUUAUAUACAAAAGUUCUACUAUAAUACCUUUGAAUUGUGGUGACCUUUUUUGGUAA
Messenger RNA from Selaginella moellendorffii, 1117 nucleotides. Its product is annotated as pectinesterase 31. The coding region runs from base 51 to 1031 and encodes 326 amino acids. NCBI's taxonomy places the organism in Eukaryota, Viridiplantae, Streptophyta, Lycopodiopsida, Selaginellales, Selaginellaceae. The record is from RefSeq and is a predicted model, not a curated record. Gene Ontology annotation, biological process: cell wall modification. The transcript has 6 exons. Gene Ontology annotation, molecular function: pectinesterase activity.